AACGUACCUAACCACCUUUGCGACCUGGAGAGCCAAAGCCGACGCAUUUGAUCACCCGGAAGAGACGGUCAGGCACCGCAGGCGGGCGAACUUUCUUUGACGUUCGCGCGCGCGGGAGUCGCACCGCCCAGUUACCUACCGCCGAAGCUUCCCAAACCCCGGGCAUUUCCGGGAGAUCCAGGGGCGUUAUGGGAACACCAGGUUGCAGGCCGUCGGAAAGAUUUUUGCCUCCGAAGCAAUGAAGCUUCCUUGCUCUUCCGAGGCUUUAUAUUAGUCGCCGUGCUCUUUUUGACUCGGCGAGAAGCGGUCCACGGCGGGCUAUAGGGGUUAGGGUUAGGGGUUUCGGUUUCUUCUCCGAAGCUGCGACGUCUGUUGGUAUUUGAAUGGGAUCCAAGCGAGGGUUUCUCCCCGCGUAGCGAUUCCCCUCUCUCGAGAAUCACGCCUCUUCCGUAGUCAGCUUCUCCAGAUCUAGUUUUUUCGGUGGUAAUUGUUGAGGGAUAGAAGAAGAAAAUGCGGGCACCGUCGCUGCUUGCGCAAUGCUUUCCAGGCUUGAUACCCCAUGACAAGAAUGGUCAUGGCGUUUCCAUUGUUUCUGAAAGGGAUUUGCUUCUUCCCUCACCAGCUGUUGAGAUUCUUCCUUCAAAGAAUGCUCACCCUUACAAGUAUGCUGGAGAGAAUGUUGAUGUGCAAGGUCUAAAUAUUUUCAAGGGAAGAGUUAGUGUAGCCGACAUGAUUGGAUUUUCCAGUUCAGAGAUGAUAUCGUCAAAACAUGAUGGAUCUCUGAAAUCCUGGGAGAGUUCAAUGGAUCUUGUAAAUAUUCUGAAGCACGAGAUACGUGAUGGACAGUUGAGUUUCAGGGGCAAGCAGAUUCUAGAGCUUGGUUGUGGAUAUGGUCUGGCUGGGAUUUUUGCUUGCCUGAAGGGUGCUUCCACAGUGCAUUUUCAGGAUCCAAAUGCAGAAACUAUAAGAUGCACAACCAUUCCCAAUGUCCUGGCAAAUCUUGAGCAGGCUCGAGAUAGGCAGAGCCGCCAACCAGAGAGUCCACUCACCCCAUCUCGGCAGCAAUUGGCUCCUGAUGUCCACUUCUAUGCUGGGGAUUGGGAGGAGCUCCAUACGGUCCUGUCUGUGGUGCAGAUUGAUGGGUUUGAGCUAGCCCCAGGGACAAGCCUCAGCUUCUCUGAGGAUGACUUCAUGGAUGGAUGUAGCAGUCAGGAUGGAAGCAUCACUGGUCAUGAGCCUUCCUCCAGGCGAUCCAGGAAGCUCUCAGGAAGCCGUGCUUGGGAGAGGGCAAACGAGACAGACGCCAGGGAUGGUGGUUAUGAUAUUAUUUUAAUUACUGAAAUCCCGUAUUCAGUGAGUUCUUUGAAGAAGCUAUAUGCCCUUAUAACAAAGUGCUUGAGACCACCAUAUGGGGUGUUGUAUUUGGCUGCCAAGAAGAAUUUUGUAGGUUCCAAUGGUGGGGCACGGCAGCUGAGAGCUCUGGUGGAUGAGGAAGGUAUUUUUGGUGCCCAUGUGGUUACUGAAUUGGCAGACAGGGAAAUUUGGAAGUUCUUUUUCAAGUGAGUAAAUUCGUGGAGUCAAGAAAGUAUAUCAUUCCCUAACUUCGUGAACCCCUUGGUUUCGAUUCUUAUACACUGUAUGCACCACCAAUGUUUAAUUUCUUCUUUUAUUUUAUUUGAUGAUAAGGUCCAAAAUCAGUGGCUCUAUUAGCUUGCUAAAAUGUUGCAAUGCUACCUUUUUGUAGAUUUUUAUUCUUUUUUUAAUAUUCAUAUGUACACAAAAGGAUCAAUUUAAAGUUUGAUUUAUAUAUGUGUUGAGUUCCUUUUUUCCAUCU
Molecule: messenger RNA, 1834 nt
Organism: Phoenix dactylifera (date palm)
Lineage: Eukaryota; Viridiplantae; Streptophyta; Magnoliopsida; Arecales; Arecaceae
Source: RefSeq, a predicted model, not a curated record